AUGAGUUAGGCAGAUUAAGAUGAAGAAUUUAACGAUAAACUAAUGAAUACAGUCAUUAAAUAGUAUAAUUAUGAGCAGUGGCUCAAGCAACAAUACACAUAAAGCAUAAAAUAUCAGUAAUAUGUGAGAACUUCUUCUCUUGAUUAUGAUCCAAAUAAACUAGACAUGGAAAAAGUUUCUAGAGAGUUAUAUAAACUUUCAUAAGAAAAGUAUCCCUAGUUAAAAAAUAUUAUCGUCCCUGAAAAAAAGCUAGUUGUUAUGAUAUUAGGGAACCAUUCUGCUGGAAAAAGUUCAUUCAUCAACUGGUACGUAGAAUAGCCAGAUCUAUAGAAAACGAAGGUGUCUAUAGAGACAAUAGAGAUAAAUUUAAUCAUGCAAGGCAACUCGUAGUAAGAGUUUAAUGGUAUGAACGCAAUGCAGAUGCUACCUUUCCUUCGAGAUUUAUAUGAUGUAGAUUCUAAAAAGGAGAAGUUUCCAGGACUAUUAGAGAAUCUAUUUCUAAAGUCUUCAAAUUCUGAUGCCAAAGAUUUUAAGAAUAUAGUGUUUAUAGACACACCAGGUUUAGCUGAUGGAAAUCUAAAAUACAAAUUUGAUGUAGAGUAGGUCUUCGAAUGGAUAGCCGCACAUUGUGAUGUAAUCUUAACAUUUUUCGAUCCAUAGGGAUAGGCGCUUUGCAAAAGGACUAUGAAUAUGAUUCAACAACUUUAUAAGAAUCAUUAAUCGAAGCUUUAAUUUAUAAUGACUAAAGGUGACAUGUUUGACUCUGAUGAUGAUAGAUUGAAAUGUAUGUGCCAAAUCACUUAGAGUCUCUCUACUAUUAUUCCACCAAUGCAUGGGUUUUAAAUGCCAAUAAUAUCUCUACCUACACCUCAUACCAGAUAUCAAGGAUUCUCAAAUCAAAAUAAUAAUAAUAAACUAUCCUAGAUAAAUCAGAUUGAUGAUAUAGUUUAACUAUUUAGGAAGAAAUAUUAAGUAAAAGGCUAGUCAAUAAUGUCUAAGUUUAAUGAAGACAUUAAGAUAAUAAAUGAGGUGACAUAGAAGAUGAAAAAUGAGCAAAAGAGUAUCUAGAGCAAUAAGAAACCAAUUUAACUGAUCAAUUAGGGUCUAAACUAUCUCCUCAAAGUGUCCUAUGAUUUGAUAAAGGCAGAAAAAUCAUUGUUUCACUUUCUAAUGAAGAAUGUGAUGGGGAUAGCAGUCUGUUUGAAUUGGUUCUCAGAGAAAUUAGCAAUACAUCAAAACAAUUUUAACAUAGACAGGAAGUAUAAAAAGCUUCAGCAUAUAAUGAGCAAUAGAGUUUUCGCCAGAAUAUAAAAUCCUGAUUCAAUCAUCAAUAAUGUAAUAGACAAUUAAUUUUAAAAAGAGCUAUUUGAAACUUCGAGUUUGGAUGAAUCACAGUUACUGUACAAAGUCAGACUAUAAAAUCAAAUUUUAACGAGAGAAAAUACUCUUCAAGAGUAAAAUAGGUACAAUAGCAGACAAACUUAAUAAUCUAUAAUUCAUAGAAGCAACUAAUCCAGAAGCUCGAGUAGAAUCAAUAAAAAGACUUUCAAAGAAGGAGCAACAUCUAAUGAAAGUACAUAGCUAGAGAUUGAAGAGCAAAAGAUCAAUUCAAAAGUCUUAUUCCGUCAAAAGAGCGAUUGA
Molecule: messenger RNA, 1641 nt
Organism: Stylonychia lemnae
Lineage: Eukaryota; Ciliophora; Spirotrichea; Sporadotrichida; Oxytrichidae
Source: the annotation of a GenBank genome assembly